AAGUUGAAAUAAUGGGAGUGUCUAUUUCACGGAGGAAGGAAGUAUUUUUUAGACUCAGUUGUGUUCUGAUAUAGUACUGUAAUUUACCUGUUUGUUGGAGUUGUAAACUAGAUUAUAAAAGUGAAACGGUCUGACUGUUGUUUAGCACUGCUUGAUAAUGGACCAAGACAGCACAAAUGAUGGCGGUGUACGAUAUUACCGACUGACAGACGUGGAGCAACGGAACUCUUUUAAGAGUACAUGGAUUAUCAUCAACCACAACAUUUACGAUGUCACAACAUUUCUGGAAGAGCACCCAGGAGGAGAGGAGGUUUUGAGAGAGCAAGGUGGAGGUGAUGCUACUGAGAGCUUUGAGGAUGUUGGUCACUCCACAGAUGCUCGCGAGAUGGCCAAAAGCAUGAUCGUUGGACAGUUACAUCCGGAUGAUUGGGAGAAAAUCUCUAAACCUCCUGAGUCCCUUGUCACCACAGUUCAUGAAACCACAAGCUGGUGGUCAAACUGGCUGAUUCCAGGUCUUGCUGCGGCCAUUGUGACGGUGAUGUACCGUAUGUACACGCCUGAUGAGUGACGACACUUUUAGACAUCCAGGGCCAACCACAAGAACUGCCUGUGUUGCACACAAUGCAAUUCUGGAGAAAUUACUAAUUUGUCUACAUCCUCAAUCAUGUAUAAAAAUACAUCAGUUUGUAUGCAUGUGUUCAACAGGAACCUUAUUUUUCAGACUCUCAAAUGGUGUUUAAAAAUUGGAUAUGACAAUGAAUUAGGAAAAUAAUUUACUUCAUUCACUGUUGUUCUCUCAUCACACAUGGGUGGUAAUUGACAAAGUUGCAACAACAAGGAUAUCCAAAUAUUCAAGCAUGUAAUGUCUAAUUUCUGUUUUAUCCGGGAAAUUGGAAUGUGAUUAUUUCACAGAUUAUUUCUCUAGAGGGCAGAUGUAAGGUAGGCCAGUUAGAAGGCAAGAAUCCAACUCAUUUGGUGACGACACAAAAAUGCAUAAAUACAAUGGAUUUCAAUACAUCUUAUGCAUACAACUAUACUCAUACCCACAUAUAUUUUCAGCUGUAAACUCACACAUAAUUCUGUAAAUUCACACAUAAAACAUUAUAUUGUAGUUGAACUAACAUCACAUGAAGAUUAUUUAAAUGCACAAGUGCCUUAUCAAUGUAUUUUUCAAAUGUAUAGGUAUAUUAAAUAAAAGUUCAAUUCAUUUAA
Molecule: messenger RNA, 1212 nt
Organism: Alosa alosa (allis shad)
Lineage: Eukaryota; Metazoa; Chordata; Actinopteri; Clupeiformes; Clupeidae
Gene: cyb5a
Product: cytochrome b5
Exons: 5
Coding region: 158-568 (136 amino acids)
Cellular component (GO): intracellular membrane-bounded organelle; membrane
Molecular function (GO): heme binding
Source: RefSeq, a predicted model, not a curated record